Molecule: messenger RNA, 4707 nt
Organism: Diachasma alloeum
Lineage: Eukaryota; Metazoa; Arthropoda; Insecta; Hymenoptera; Braconidae
Gene: Med
Product: mothers against decapentaplegic homolog 4
Exons: 7
Coding region: 707-2890 (727 amino acids)
Biological process (GO): SMAD protein signal transduction; cell differentiation; regulation of transcription by RNA polymerase II
Cellular component (GO): heteromeric SMAD protein complex
Molecular function (GO): DNA-binding transcription factor activity, RNA polymerase II-specific; I-SMAD binding; RNA polymerase II cis-regulatory region sequence-specific DNA binding
Source: RefSeq, a predicted model, not a curated record
UUCCGCCAUUUUUUCCAUCGAAAAUUGGCAAGUCGAUUUCAAUAUGGCGCAACUUGGGCUAGUUCUAUUACUUCUUCUCUCCCCUCGGCUUUUCCGUGAAAUGCGCGUGAACAUAUAACUCGUUCUCUUAUUCCAAGUAGCUAUUUAUUAUCAGGUUCUCUGUUGGCCUCAUAGUGCCGCCGUUCCGCCACUGUGGAGAGAUGGUACAUGUUAGUGAAGUAUCAAUUAAUCCUAGUACUGUGCUUUGUUAUUCUCCUGUACUCAACACAGCCACUAAUGGUCAUUGAUAGUUGUUGGUCAUUGGUUAUACGUUAUUUUUCAAAUUUCCAUCAGCUUCGAUGUCAGAAUUUUAAUGUGAAAGUGAAUGAAGAUUGCUGUGAGAAUAUACAUAUUUUUUUUCGUUCGCAUAGUAUGCAUAUAUAAUAACGAGGUGUAUCUUAAUGGGGAUUGGGAAUCUGAGCGAGCUACUGAUUGUUGAAUUCUUAAUGAAAAAAUCAAUUAUAAUUAGCCACACACCUAUCACAAAGGCUAACAUUCUCUAUGCUUCAUUGCAUACUAGGCACCUUCAAGAAUUGGAUUUAUAUUAGAUGACAAAGUAUCAUCGUAAUUACACCAACGAGAGACUUGAACCAAAUUAUAAACGAGGAGGGAAACAACUAAACAUUGGAGAAAAAAAAAUUUAAUUUUAACCACGGCUUUCACGGAGAUGGUUGGUUUGGCGGGCGGGGGAACUCAUCUCUAUCCCUCGCCCCAAAUGCAAUCCAAUGCUGAGUUGAGAGAAAUGACUGGAAUUACCCCGAGUGCACCGACAAGUGCUGAUGCUUGUCUCAGCAUCGUUCAUUCUCUUAUGUGCCAUCGUCAAGGGGGGGAGAGUGAAGGCUUCAGCAAACGUGCCAUUGAAUCUUUGGUGAAAAAGCUCAAGGAAAAACGAGACGAAUUAGACAGUCUCAUUACUGCCAUAACAACCAAUGGUGCACAUCCUAGUAAAUGUGUGACAAUACAAAGAACACUUGACGGUAGAUUACAAGUAGCAGGACGAAAAGGUUUUCCUCAUGUGAUAUAUGCAAGGAUAUGGCGAUGGCCGGAUUUACAUAAAAAUGAAUUAAAACACGUUAAAUAUUGUCAAUUUGCUUUUGAUCUCAAGUGUGAUUCCGUCUGUGUGAAUCCAUAUCAUUAUGAGAGAGUUGUAUCACCAGGAAUAGAUCCGUUCUUUACAGACCUCUCAGGAUUAACACUUCAGUCUGGCGUUGGUGUGGGUCCUGGUGGCCGACUUGUUAAGGAUGAGUAUACAGUUGGAGGGGGCGGAGUAACUGGUGCUGGAUCUGGAGUUGGUGUCACAACGGGGAUGGAUGUUGAUAGUGAACUCAAUCAGACAAUUCAACAUCAUCCACCACCACAGCAGCAGACGGCAUCAACAAAUUCCCAUCAACAGAAUCCACAACAGUACUUGCCAUCGUUAUCAGCAACUAAUGCAGCCAAUGGUGAGGGUAUAUUCGGCGGGGGCACGGGGGAUAGUGGUGUUAAUCCUCAUACAAAACUAGAAGAGGGUAACUGUCCAAGACAGACUUGGAUACCAACGCCUCAUCACAUCAAUACAAGAAACAUGCAUCAUUCCGUAGUGCAUCAAAUGGCUCAUCCGGCAGCAAAUCCACAGCAACAACAACAACAGCAGCAGCAGCAGCAGCAACAACAACAACAACAACAACAACAACAACAGCCACAGCAACAACAAUCACAACCACAAGUGACAGCAUCACAACAAUCGCAACAGCCACUGAAUCCAGCAAAUGGAAGUGGCAAUAGUCAGAUAUUAAAUUCAAGCCAAGGCCAAAGUUCUGAUCAAUUUUACGCAACUGGUACUCCGGCGGCGCAGGAUCUAAAUCAAACAAGUGCAGGAUCAACUGUUGAUGCUCUAACGGCGUCUUUAGCAGCUGGAACAAGCCAAAGUUCUCCAGUAUCGCCGGUUCAUUUACAUCAUGAGAAUGGCUUCAACGUGGCAGCAGCAGCAGCAGCAGCAGCGGCAGCAGCAGCAGGCAAUCCAUACAACACAGGUGCACCACAAUGGACCGGAGCAAAUACUCUUACUUAUACUCAAACAAUGCAACCACCAGAUCAUCGACAUCUCCAUCCAACUUCGUAUUGGGGUACUCAUGGUAGUGAUGUUAGCGGAAAUUUAGGAGGACUAUUGUCAACUCAACCAGCCCCAGAAUACUGGUGUUCAGUUGGAUAUUUUGAACUUGAUACCCAAGUUGGUGAAACAUUCAAAGUUAGUAGUGGAUGUCCAACAGUGACAGUUGAUGGUUACGUUGAUCCAAGUGGUGGAAACAGAUUCUGCUUAGGUGCAUUAAGCAAUGUUCACAGGACAGAGCAAAGUGAACGGGCUCGGCUUCACAUUGGUAAAGGUGUUGUUUUGGACUUGCGUGGUGAGGGCGAUGUUUGGCUUCGAUGCCAAAGUGAACACAGUGUUUUUGUUCAGUCGUAUUAUCUUGACAGAGAAGCCGGAAGGGCUCCCGGUGACGCUGUUCAUAAAAUUUAUCCUUCAGCCUACAUUAAAGUUUUUGAUUUGCGCCAAUGUCAUAAACAAAUGAGAGGCCAGGCUGCCACUGCACAAGCUGCUGCGGCUGCACAAGCUGCCGCGGUCGCUGGUCACUUGACUCAUGGAGCGCCCAUUACCAAAAGUUUGAGUGCAGCUGCAGGAAUCGGUGUUGAUGAUCUCCGACGACUCUGUAUUUUACGGUUAAGUUUUGUCAAAGGUUGGGGUCCCGAUUAUCCAAGGCAAAGUAUUAAGGAAACACCCUGUUGGAUAGAAGUACAUCUACAUCGUGCUUUACAACUUCUCGAUGAAGUACUCCAUACAAUGCCCAUUGAUGGACCUCGUGCUAUCGAGUAAUUUAUUAAAUACUCCUCUGUAAAUUUUCAAAUUAUUUGACAUGAAAAAAUUGCACCUGCUGACAAGAUAACGCGGGUUUUUGUUCACCUUGCGGUCUUGGUUUGAAUGAGGUACAAAUUUUUUGAGAAUAUUUACACUUGAAUCAACAACAUUGACAACAACAACAACUAUUACUACUACUACUACUACUACCACUACUACUACUACUACUACAACUGUCACAGUUUAUCACUAGACGGAGAGGAGAUGAAAUUUUAUCGCAAAAUUAUUUUUAAACAACAAAAUUUUAUUGAAAAAGGAAAAAAAAUGAAAACAAAUAUAUUUUAAUAUAAAUGAACCAAAUAAGAAUCAGUCUUUUGGAUUACUGAGUACUCGAGUAUCACUUUCAUGCUUAAAAAAUAAAGAUUGAGAUUAGCCGUAGAAGAGAUAUAAUAAAGUUUGUACGAAUACUUUUGACAUUCACUUUGGAACUAAUGGUUUACUUCAUUCAAUUAAUUACUGUUGUGUCUCUUCAUAUACCAUAUAUAUAUAUAUAUAUAUAUAUAUAUAUAUAUAUAUAUAUAUAUAUAUAUAUGUUAUAUACGACUGACAACUAUUUGAUUAGAGAUACUCUAAAGAGAAUGUUCAAUGUAAAUUUCAUAGAGUAUAGAAACUUUGAAAAUCAACAUGGGUUUCAUGAUUGGAGAAAAACACCCACAAUACAUGCAUGUUUACAUUGAUAUUAAUUGAGGCAUCUUGACCAAAAUACCGUUUCAUACUUUCUAUCAUCUGUUAGUAUGAUGUACAGAUUUUCCUCAAAUUUGUUUGUGUAUUGAAUAAGAAUCUCAUGGAGAACAACUCGUCAGAGCUCUCUAAUGUAGAUCAAGGAGCAAGUAGAAUGCAGUAAGAGUGGUCGAAUUCUUUCAAGGCCAAAUAAUUCAUCAUGUUAUUUAAAAUUAGCCAUAAAACAAAUGAAAAAAAUAAUAGCCUCAACAUUAAAUAUAUUGCAAUGAUAUAAUAAUAAUAAUAAUAAUAAUAAUAAUAAUUACAACACUUUUCAUUUCAAACCGAAAUGUGCCAUCUCUUGAAUGAAAAUGGAAAAAAAACCAAGUGGAUAAUAUACUUUGCAAACAGUAGAAUAAUAUGAUACGAAUAGAUAAGGAUCAAUGUUUCAAAUAAGAAUAAAUUUUUUGUACGAUGCGAAAUAUUCUUAAGGUGUUGAGUCCUAGUAAUCCGGAAUGAUGAUCGUAUGAAUGAUUGAUAAAAAUAGUAGUAGUCUCAAAUAAUGCAAUAAAUGCACUCACUCAUUUCUAAAAUUAUCAUUAGUAUAUGCAAGUAUAUCACAACAGUACGAUAAUUUUAAGGAGGGAUAAUUUAGAUUCAUUUUACUUUGGUGGUGAUAGAAACAAGGAAAACUGUACGCACACAAUCAGGAUUUAUUCAAUCAUAUUCAACAAUAUUAAUACCAACGUUCGGCAAACAUAAAUAAAAGCCAAGCCGGCAAAUUUAUAGAUAUCAUCCAUCAUUACAAAAUUUCUCAUUGCAUUUCAAUAAUCGAGUGAAAUUCAUUAAAUGCGAGAAACCCGUCGAGUUGUCUCAUCUGAGAAAUAUAUUAUCUAUAUAUAAAUGCCAAAGAAUUUUUUGCCGAGUUGAGUAAAAAUUUUGUCCCAACAAUUUUUACUUUCGAGAAAUAAUUGAAUCCUUCUUUCUCUUUCGAUCCCAGCUCCAAAGAGGAUAUGGUGAGGUAUGAUGUGUAAAAGUUGUAGAUGUAGGGUGGUAAGAAUCUUGUAUGUGGAAAAAAAAUAUGUAUAGAAAAAUGUCAUUUUUUUUAAUUUUUU